AUGGAUGCUGGAAAAAAAAUGAUACCACACGAAGAACGGACAUGCGAUGAACUGUUGAAAACACUGGAAUGCCCGUUCACCUGGAACAUGAGUUGCAUUGUUGAUUUCUGGGAAGUAGUUCACGAAGACAAUUGUGAUGAAAGUGAGAGCCACAGCCACCCAUUGAUCGUACUGAUGAACAACGUAUUGUGUAUGUACGUGACUGCAUCGAAAAACGGCGAAACUCAACGGAUAUCGGAGUAUUUUGACAAGUAUUUAGAAAACUGCAAGGUGCACCUUGACAAGUUUCAAGAAUUGAAUGAGCCGGAAAUUUCAGAAAAUUGGGAAAAUGAAAAAGCUUUAGUUUUGUAUGAAGAUGUAAUAAACAAUAUUUCUGACAUGAAUGAUUCAGUUUUGUUAAAACUUGCGUUAGGAUUCACACAGUUAGGAAGUUUCGAAAAGGCAAAAUUAUGUCUUGAUAAAGUUGGAGAUAAAUGGCGCAAAAAAAGCAUGUACAUGCAUUAUUACGGGAAUUAUUACAUGAAGACCAAAAAAUUUAAGGAAGCUAAAGACUGUUUUGAAAAAGCCGUUGAGAAAUCACAUAAUUUAUCUGCUGAAAGACAAUACGUACAAUGUUUGAUUAAAUUAAAUAAGAAGUUUGACGUUACCUCCUAUUUGUCAAAAAUGCUGCAUAAAUACGAACAUUUUACAAAACAUAAACUGCAGCCUAUUUUCUUAGAUUUGGCCUUUUGCUUCUGGAUCAAAGAAAACGACAUGAAUAAAGCACUUGAUUAUUUUUAUCAAACAUUAAACAUAAAUCCUCAAUCUUUAUGCCUAACCAAUUACUCGCUCCAGUCUUUGAUGUUGGGAUCAAAUAGUAUAAAAGUUUAUGAAAAACUGAAGAAUGAUUUUUUACCUAGAAUUAAUUUUCGACGUAAGAAAUUCAGUGCAGAAGAAAUUGAAAAAAUAGAUCGUAUUGCAGAGUACUGCAAUGAAUAUGCUGCAGAUACACAUGUCAGAACCAACUCACGAAAAUCUCCCGGUCACGUUGUCGAGGAAGAGGUAAGGAUAUUGAUGGAAUCGAAAGAUGAGUUCAAAAACCAACUGACGGAGGUUAGUCUCGUGGUACCCAAACUGUCAGAAGCUAUUUUCCAUUUGAGGACUGAAAUUUCUGAGGUAAUCGAAACGCAUGCAAACAAACUAGAACAGUCAGCCGGUAACCUCAAGGAUUUGGUUAGAACAGAGCUAGAAGCUUUCAGCGAAGACCACGCCGGGAAAACCGAUUACGCUCUCGAGCUGUUAGGUGGCACGGUUUUGACGGUUAGAGAUACUCAGACUUACGACGCCGGUGCACCACAACUCAAGAUUUUCGGCAUGGCCAUUUGUGCGCAGCAGAAUACGCCACGAGCGAUUAUACAGGCAAAUACGCUGCCGGGAGAGUGCUGGGCCAUUAAGGGUGACAAAGGCGUUGCGGUGAUUCAGCUCAUAGGGCCAGUGCGCGUUUCUGGAUUCAGCCUUGAGCACAUAUCGGCGACGAUCGCGCCAACCGGGGAAACUAGCACAGCUCCAAAGGAUUUUUCAGUAUGGGGAUUGAACGAUAUCGACGAUACAAAUGGAUUUUUGUUUGGUGAAUACAGAUACGAUAAUUCUGGAGUGCGAGUUCAGUACUUUCAAGCAAAGAACGAACCUAACAAAUCUUAUGAAAUCGUCGAACUAAAAAUACACUCGAAUAGUGGUAAUACCAAAUAUACGUGUAUUUAUAGAUUUAGAGUUCAUGGUACUCUUACAUCCCAACAACGAGGUAUAAGUUGA
Molecule: messenger RNA, 1791 nt
Organism: Copidosoma floridanum
Lineage: Eukaryota; Metazoa; Arthropoda; Insecta; Hymenoptera; Encyrtidae
Product: klaroid protein-like
Cellular component (GO): meiotic nuclear membrane microtubule tethering complex; nuclear envelope
Molecular function (GO): protein-membrane adaptor activity
Source: RefSeq, a predicted model, not a curated record